Messenger RNA from Carassius carassius (crucian carp), 9675 nucleotides. Its product is annotated as beta/gamma crystallin domain-containing protein 1-like. NCBI's taxonomy places the organism in Eukaryota, Metazoa, Chordata, Actinopteri, Cypriniformes, Cyprinidae. Bases 46 to 9108 code for a protein of 3020 amino acids. The transcript has 23 exons. The record is from RefSeq and is a predicted model, not a curated record.
UGUUCUUCAGGAUCAGCCGAGGUUCUUCUGCUGAGCCGCUGGAUCAUGGCUGAGAGUCCACAGGAGCACAGCCCAGGGGUGUUGAGUCGCAUCGGGAGCUGGCUGUCGUGGGGUUGGGGCAGAAAUGACCCCACCUCCCAAACACAACAAGAAGAGGACCACAAAGAAACCAGAGCAGACGAGACAGACAGUCCCUCACGAGGUGAGACGAGCCCAGCCCUCGAGCGGAAUGCCAAACAUCUGAGACUCGAACGCAGUCCAUCGAUUGAGAGGGGAAGGCCACCUGAUCUCUGUGACCAAAUGGGCCGAAAGAGAUCUAACAGGAGGAGGCGGAGCUCCCACAGAGAUGAAGGCGGAGCUAAAUCCCCAACCAGUCCUCAACCUGAAAGCCCUGAAGCAACCAGUUUGACGAGCGGCCCGCGGAUGACAUGCGCUGACUCAGCUUUUGAGGAGACACCAGACAGCCUUCCAGAAGAAGAAGAAGCGCCAAGCUCAGGUAAUCGUGAGGAUGUCUUCCAAACACACCUGAGCGAAGACGCAGAUUCGGAUUCACUCACCCGAGCGGCGCUGGCUAAUACAGAUAUGAAUGAGGAACGUGUGGUGAGGCUGACGGAGAGCGCCGAAUCCAAGCGCAGGAGCAUCAAAGUGUCUCACAGCGAGGUGGUCUUCCCUAAAAAGGUCUUGGUCGCCUCGGAAGAGCAAAGGGAAGAUCAAAAGGUGGCUUUUAAAGACACCGAACGGCUGAGAUCUGAUGGAAGAGCCAGAUAUCCAGAGGACAGAGUGGAUGGCACCAAUGUGAAGUCCAAAGGCCGAAUCGCAGACAAGAUCAGUCUGUUUGAGAGAGGAGCCACCAAUCCAGUUAGCAGCUCCACAAACCUGCGUCACCUGGAUAUUUCUCCAGCUCGAAAUGUGGCUAGUCGUCUUUUCACAGAACGUGCCGGAGCACGGUCCAAUUCUGCACCUCCAAACCAAACGGUUAAAGAGAGGGCGAUGAAUUUUAAUGCAGGACGGAAGGGGGGAGAUAAUCUGACUUUGCCGUCUGGUCAUACGCUGAGCGAAGGACAUUCAAAAACGGCUGAAAUAUCGCAAUCUGAACGUUUUGAGAAAUCUACAGCAAAGACAGAUACCAGCGGAGAGCCAAAGGUUAAAUGCAAACCUCAUUUAAACAUAGAUCAAACAGACUCCAAAUCCCACAAUGCAACACAAAGCACACCUGUAUUGUCGGAGAGCACAAGUGACUCAAACAUUGGGAAUAAAGAGCUGGAUUCUCUGCCAAUGGUUUCAUCACCUACUGAUGAGACACCACAGGUAAAAUCGCCAAACCGGACCAGCUCGCGAUCUAAAAAGCGUCGAAGCAAAGAUCCGCGGAGCCCCACCAAACCAGAAAUGGGUCAGGGUAAACAGGAGGUCAAGGACAAACCUCUUGUAGACAUUGUAAAGACCACAGAGCAGUAUUCUGAUAAAGAAAGACCCGACUCUGCUAGGGAGGCCGUAAGCAAAACACCUAAAAUCCCUCCAAGUUUGGAGAAAGCAGCAGAAAUUAUGCAAAGCACAAAGAAAAUAUCAGACUCGCCACAUGCGGACACAAAAUUUCCUAAAGAAAUGAAAAGCAAGGACGAGAAGCAGCAUAGCUCAAAUGAAGAGAAGACAGAGCGGACAGAGAUUGACUCAAAAACGGAAGAGAAACUGAGAAACAUCAGCCAAAAGCAGCCUGGUCAUGUGCGCUCAGAAGGAGAGGGGCAGAGGAACAGAGACGUGAUUGUAAACACAUUGUUUGGAGAGUCAGGGAAACCAGAUCCAUCUGUGACAAAAGAAGAGAAACCACCUUCCCUGGAGGACUUGAAGGAGGCCAACGCUAAAGACUCCUUUGAGCCAGCAAAUAACAGCACUGGAGCUUCCAGGAAAGAUACCAUGCGAAACAGAGGGAGUGAGACGGAUACGCUGGUCUUACCUGAGAAUACCACUGAAAAUACCACUGAAAGUGAGCCGAAAUCAGCACAAAGACCAUCCAAGACAAACCAAAAUAGUCGGGAAAAAGACCAUUUGGCUGAGAUUAGCAAUCAGAAUGAGAACAUCGAGCUUGUGAGAGAAACAACUGAGACACACAAAAAUAGUACUGAAGUCAGUACAUCAAAGCCAACCAAGCAGAAUGAAGAAGAAGGAAUUACAACAAAGAUGACUAAACACGGUAAAUCAAAGAAUACCUCAGCUGUGAGACAGGAAGACACUACAGUUUUGCCAACCAAUGAGGGUAAAGAGACUCAGACUACAGAGUUAAACUCUGAAUUGUCUGAUCAGACUAAAGAAAACACUACUACUACAAGUAGGACACCGGCAACACCAAACCCUACACUGGUCAAAGACCAAAAUGACAAUAUGGAUGCCAUAAUUUCACUUCAAAUUCCCUCUACAGAGGAAGGCGGUCCCAAAAGAGAUGAGCCACCCCUACAAAACCAAUCAGAGAGCGGAGAAGAACAGAAAACACAGGCAGUGUCUAAUAAAAGAGAUUUACAACAGCCUAGCACUGAUAUUAAAAAUGGAGGCACCAAGGAAACCCAGAGUGAAAUCACCGGCACAGAAAUUACAUCUGUAAUAAAUGGAGAUGUACACACUGUGCAGGCGGAAGAUCAGGUUUCUGACUCUCUUAAACAGUCUGGAGAAAAUGCACUUUGCUCUAGGCUUGAAAAUACUUUAUCUGAAAUACCAUCCAAUAAUGGCAAUCUACCUAUGAUCUCAGCAAAAAAGAAGCCCACUUCCUUGUCAUCCAAAGCCAUUGAAACAUGUACCAAGCAAUCUGGCCAGGUCACCGCUGAACCAGCCUCAAAAGAUGAUAAAGCUUUCGGUGAUAACGAGAACACAACUUUGUCAAACUCGGCUAAUAAAAAAACUAAUAAUGAAAAGACCACUCUUCCACCAGCCUCUACCAAUGUAAUAACCACUCCUAAAAAACCAACAACUGUCGAAAAAAACACAUCUCCACAAGCCUCAACCAAUGAGAAAACCUCCACUUUGCCUACCUCAACUAAAGAAAAUACUACAGGUCUAUCAGCAUCCACCAAUGAUGAUGAAAACAAACCUCAACCAGCCUCAACUGAUGAGACAAUCUGUGCUUUGCCUGCCCCAAGUAAUGAACAGACCACGCCUCCAACAGCAUCAGCUAAUGAACAGACCACGCCUCCAACAGGAUCAGCUAACGAAAAGACCACGCCUCCAACUGGAUCAGCUAAUGAACAGACCACACCUCCAACAGCAUCAGCUAAUGAACAGACCACGCCUCCAACAGCAUCAGCUAAUGAACAGACCACCCCUCCAACAGGAUCAGCUAACGAAAAGACCACGCCUCCAACAGCAUCAGCUAAUGAACAGACCACGCCUCCAACUGGAUCAGCUAAUGAACAGACCACGCCUCCAACAGCAUCAGCUAAUGAACAGACCACGCCUCCAACUGGAUCAGCUAAUGAACAGACCACGCCUCCAACAGCAUCAGCUAAUGAACAGACCACGCCUCCAACAGCAUCAGCUAAUGAACAGACCACGCCUCCAACAGGAUUAGCUAACGAAAAGACCACGCCUCCAACUGGAUCAGCUAAUGAACAGACCACGCCUCCAACAGCAUCAGCUAAUGAACAGACCACGCCUCCAACUGGAUCAGCUAAUGAACAGACCACACCUCCAACAGCAUCAGCUAAUGAACAGACCACGCCUCCAACAGGAUCAGCUAAUGAACAGACCACGCCUCCAACUGGAUUAGCUAAUGAACAGACCAUGCCUCCAACUGGAUCAGCUAAUGAAAAGACCACGCCUCCAACAGCAUCAGCCAAUGAAAAGACUACUCCCCCAGCAGCAGCAUCAAAUGAACAGACCAUGCCUCCAACAGCAUCAGGCACUAAAAAAGCCACGCCUCUACCAGCACCAACCAUUGAGACAAUUUGCAAAUUAUCCGAUAAUCUACAAACAAUACCAUCUGCCUCAUUAACCGUUAGGUCUCCCUCCACUUCAUUAGCCUCCAGUGAUGAAAAGAACAAACCUCCACCAGCCUCAUCUAAUGAAAAGGACACAACUCCAUCAGAGUCAACUAGCAAAAUGACAACUAAUGAAAAGACCAUAUCUCCACAAGCCUCAACCAAUGGCACAACCUCCACUUUACGUGCCUCACCUAAAGAAAAGACUACACCUCCACCAGCAUCAACCACUGAGACACUCUCUGCUACAUUAAGCUCCAGUGACGACAUAAACAAACUUCCACCAGCCUCAACUAAUGAGACAGUCUCCGCUUUACCUGACUCAGCUAAUGAUAAGACAGCGCCUUCAACAGCCUCAACUAAUGAAAAGAACACAGCUACAAUAGAGUCAGCCAAUAGAUGGACAACUAAUGAAGAAACCACAUCUCCACAAUCCUCAACCAAUAAGACAACCUCUAAGAAAAAGACUGCACCCCUACCAGUAUCAAUCACUGAGACAAUCUCUGCUACAUUAAGCUCCAAUGAUGACAACAACAAACCUUCACCAACCUCAACUAAAGAAAAAACUACAUCUUCAUUAGAUUCAACCACAGAGAGAACCACACCUCCACCAGCCUCAACUAAUGAUACAAUCUCCACUUUGACUGGCCUAGCUAAUGAAAAGAACACGCCUUCCACAGCAUUAGCCAAUGGAAAAGCCAAACCUCUACCAGCACCAACUAUUGAGACAACCUCCACAUUAUCUGGCUCAGAUAAUGAAAAGACCGCUCCUUCUGCAUCAUCAACCAUUGAGUUUGCCUCCUCUUCAUUAGGCUCAGGUGAUGACAAGACCACACCACCAUCAGUCUUAAAUAAUGACAAGACCACACCUCCACCUACCACAACUAAAGAAAAUGUUGCACCUCUACAAUUUUCAACCAAUCCACCAGUCUCCAUUGAUAUCACUACUAAAAAUGAAAAGACCACACCACAACCAACAUCAUCCCAUGCCCCCCUAACCUCUAUCAAUGGAAAUAAUAUAACUCCACUUCCUUCAUCCAAAGAAAAGACAAUAUCACCACCAGACAAUGAGAGUAGCAAGGCCACACCUUCACCAGAAAAACCCUUGGGUCCUGAAGUCUCAGCGAAAGAGAAGAUCUUCUCCAUUAAAUCUACAACUCCAUCCACAAGAAAAAAGGAAUUUAUCCUCAAACCCUUUCUCCUUCCAGAAAUCCCCGCUGCGCCCGGAAGCUCCUCCCAGAGCAGGGACUCUCCAUCUAGCUGGCUCGAUGUGGAUCACCAACGUCCUUUAAGGAAGAAGCUGUUGAUUCCAGAUCCCAAGCUGAGCUCCUCUGUGAGUGGGACCCACCUCCUGAACACAUCGGGAGAGAUUGACCCAGAUGACUUCAUUGCAAAUGUGAAAAGGCUAGCAAUGCCAUUCAAUCUUCCCCUACGCAAACACAACAAACAUCGUCUGCAAGCACCUCCGUUUGCCAUGCCUGCCAUCAAAGAAGACCACUUUGAGAAACCCUUUGAUCCGGAGGAGUUCCAGCAUGGCUUGAGGCGAAGGAGGGAAUUCAUUUUGGAUUUGCCUUCAAGUUCAAAAUCAAAGAGUCUAGCUGCAGAAGUCAAGGAGGCAGAGAUCAAACCAAAGCGAGAGAGCAUCCUCACGAGGUCCCUGAUCUUUCAGAGAGCAAGGAAGGGGUCUGAAAAGGAAGAGGAAGAAAAAGAGGAGGGAACAGAUGUAAAUACAACAGAACCACUGAAGGCAAAAUCUCGUUUGGAGAGGUGCUCUAUUGUCAGCGUUCUAUGCAGCCCCAGUAAAGAAAGACGAAUGAAGUUUUUAAGCCCCACUGAGAGUCCUUCAGGUGGGCUGUUAUCACCCAGAGAUGGUUCUGGGUCUACAGCACCUCCAGAAUUACAGCUAGCCCCAACUAUAGAACCAACCAAAUUGGUCCCAAUAGAAGAAACCCUAGUUAAGAAUAACAGCCACGAUACACUGUCUGGUUCUCAGGUUAUUCUAAAAUCUAGCUCGGACAUUGGGCCUGCCAUGACACAUGACCUCAAAACGUCUUCAAGAGACCCCACAGUCUCUCUAUUAAAAGACUCUAAUGCGUAUUUUCCUUCUAGUGGUAGCCAAGCUAGUUCCCAGGUUGUACCGACUCCUACGAAAGAUGAUGGACCUACUCUUGCGCCUGACUUGAGAGCAAAUUCAGCAGACUCUUCAGUCACCAUGUUUACAGACACUAAUGUUCCUACUCCCCCCAGUGAUUCCCAGACCAGUUCCCAAGUUGUGCUGAAACCUAUGAAAGAUAUUGGACCUACCCUGGCACCUGACUUGAAAACAACUUCAGUAGACCUUCCGAUCACAAUGUUAACAGACACUGAUGCACCUCCACCUAGUUGUACUCAGUCUGGUUCCCAGGAUGAUGGACUUGCCAUGACACCUGACCUUAAUGCUUCUACUCCUCCCAGUGGUCCCCAGACUGAUUCCCAGGUUGUACUGAAACCUAUUACAGAUGAUGGACCUAAACUGACAACUGACUUGAAAAUAACUUCAUUAGACUCUUCAAUCACCAUGUUAACAGACGCUAAUACACCUCUGACGCCUAGUUAUACCCAGUCUGGUUCCCAGGAUGAUCUUAAACUUAUCAAGGAUGAUGGACCUGCAAUGAUACCUGAUCUCAAAAAAACUUCAAGAGACCCCACAGUCACUAUGUUUACAGACACUAAUGAAUCACUGCUUCUCAAUUGUACCCAGACUGGUUCUGAUGUUGCCCUGAAAACAACUGCAGUAGAUGCGAAUGCUCCUCCACCAUGUCCUUGCUUUGAUGACAUAAAGUUACCUUGUUUCCUGGAGAAAUUUCUUCCUAAGGAACCUGAAAACGCUCAACCAUCAAAUAAGAUCAACCCACUGAUGGCUAGAGAAAGUGCCUCAGUACCUGGUCUAGUGGAUCUGAAUAAGUCUGUUGACGUAGCUGAUGGGAAGAUCCCAGAAGAGACGAUUCCACCGGCACCUGUAGUUCCAGCGGCUCAAAUCCCUCAAGCUAAACCUCAGCGAGAACUUCCAAAUAUUCCAGCUUCUCGCGGAAUCCACCGCCGUCCUGGAAAGAUUGUGAUAUUUGAGCACCAUCAGUUCAGCGGUCAGUCCUUUGAGUUCUACAGGGAUCAACCUGAUGCCACACACAUCAAACUGUCCAGUGUCAUAUCUAUUAAAGUGGUCAGAGGAUGCUGGAUAUUAUAUGAGAAACCGGGAUUUGAGGGACGAUGCAUCCCUCUGGAAGAGGAAGGAGUUAUAGAACUGCCCAAUCAAUGGACAGAAGAGGGUGAAGAAACAUCUGCCCCUGUGGUCAUUGGCUCAAUUCGACUGGCUGUCAUAGACUACACUCCUCCCCGGAUAGAGCUGUUCACCGAGCCUGCUGGCAUGGGCAGAAGCUCUGAGUUUGUGGAUGAAACAGUGGAAGUGGGCAGUUUUAACCGUCCUCAGAGCACCGGCUCCAUCAAAGUACACAGUGGCCUGUGGCUGGUUUACAGUGAUCCAGGUUUCCAGGGUCUGCUGGCGGUUAUGGAGGCCGGAGAGUAUCCGUUCCCGGAGGACUGGGGCUUCCCGUCGCCCGCGGUCGGCUCUCUGAGGCCUCUGAGAAUGGGCGCUCUGAAGGUCGAGAAGCCAAACGCGGUCAAGGCCGUGUUGUAUGAGAAGGCCGGUCUGGAGGGCCGAUGCAUGGAGGUUCAGGGAGACGUCUUCUCCUUCGCCAGGACAGAAACGGACCCGAGUGACCCGAACUGUGUGGAAUCACUCAAGAUCCUCGGAGGCCUGUGGGUGGGAUACGAUGGCGAAGGUUUCGAGGGGCAACAAUUCGUUCUGGAGGAAGGAGAGUAUUUGGACUGGACAGACUGGGGUGGGACGGGGGGAAAACUCCUCUCUCUACGGCCCGUUUUCAUGGAUUUCUCCUCCCCUCAUAUGAAGAUGUUUAGUGAGCUGGACUUCUCAGAGCGCGGCGUCUGCAUGGACCUCCUGGAGCCGCUGGAUAACGCCAUGAACACACACUACGGCCCGCAGACGCGCUCCAUCGAGGUCCUGGCCGGAGUGUGGGUGGUGUUCGAGGGCCCCGGGUUCUCGGGUCAGCAGUAUGUUCUGGAGAAGGGUCUGUACGGAAGCCCGGAGGACUGGGGCUCCUCCCACAGCCGCGUCUGCUCGGCCAUCCCCGUGAUCCCGGAAAAUCCAGAAAACUCCUGCCACUUCCAGAUCGAGUUAUUCUCUGAGUCUGGAUUCGGUGGAACAUCUGUCCUGCUGAAGGACUCGUUACCCACAAUCCCCUGCGGCUUCAGUGUGCGCUCCUGCAGGGUUCAUGCGGGCAGCUGGCAGGCGUUCAGCGGCGAGUGUUUCUCGGGUCAUCAGUGUGUUCUGGAGGAGGGUUUUUAUCCUGAUCUGAGGAUGAUGGGUUUCUCUGAGCCGGACGCAUCAGUGCUGUCUCUGCAGCCCACGGGACUCGAGCUCUCGGUGCCGGCGCUGCUGCUGUUUGAGCGAUCUGGACUCAGAGGACGGAGGACGCCGCUGAAGACGGCUUCGGUGAAUCUGCAGCUCACACACAGCUGCUCCAGAGUCUCUUCUGUGCUGGUGCUCGGCGGCAUCUGGGUUCUGUACGAGGAUCAUAACUUCAGAGGUUCUCAGAUCCUGCUAAAGCCUGGCGCCAUUCCUGAUUGGCCCAAACUCACCUCCUGGCUGCGAAUCGGAUCGCUUCGGCCGCUCAUCCAGAAACAAGUGCAUUUCCGUCUGCGGAACAAAGAGGCGGGGCUUCUGAUGUCCGUCAGCGGAUUAUUGGACGACAUCAAACUGAUGCGUAUCCAGGUGAGCAAUGAAACGGGCGGAGCUGAGCAGAUCUGGACCUAUCAGGACGGUCAGCUGCGGUGCAAGGCUCUGCUGGACGUGUGUGUGGAUGUGAGUUCUGGUGGCCUGAUGUCUGGCAGCAGAGUCGUUCUCUCCGCUGAAGCCGGAAGAUCGCAGCAGCUCUGGAGCGUCUCGAGCGACGGGAUCAUCCGGAGUCACGCCAGAGCAGAGCUCGUGCUGGAGGUCAAAGGGGGUCAGCAGUUUGACAAACACCAGAUUAUCGUGAACGAAUUCCACCCUGACAAACUGAAUCAGCGCUGGUCUCUGGAGCUCCUCUGAGCUGCACCACAGGACCCACUGCUCUGCUGCGGAGCUGCGCCAGGGGGACCAGCGUCCUGUGAGGCAGCUGCACCAGGAGGACCAUCAGCUGCGGAAAUCUCAUUCUCAUGAGAGCCAGCCAGUGGAUGGAAAAUGACCAUAAUCAGCUGGACGUUGUGUUAUUUUCAUAGAUGAACUCUCAGAUCGACAGGAAGAGCAAUAAUAACUGUUUUCUUUCUUGUCAAGUGUAUAAAUGUGCCUGUGUGGACACUGAUUUCAGCUGUAUUAAAGCACGAAGUGUUUAGAAAAUGUUUUUUAAAAAUGUUUGUUGUGUUCUAAUCACUGAGACGUGAGAUCGGCUCUGUGCUGAUUGGCCCGCGGGGAUUGGCUGGCUGCUGAUUGGCUGUCAGGGGAUUCUGGUGUUUUAUGGUUCAGGAGCUCCAGACAGAAGCCUCUUCUCACAGUCAGCACAAACCAGACCAGCGUUGAUCUGCAUUCGUCCACGAGUUAUGCACUGCUACAAAAAAAACAGAUAAUAGUGAAGUGAAUUAUCUGAGUUUUUUUCUUGUAAUUCUGAGAAUUAUAAAU